This is a messenger RNA of Musa acuminata subsp. malaccensis (wild Malaysian banana), 2619 nucleotides long. RefSeq lists its product as uncharacterized. The record is from RefSeq and is a predicted model, not a curated record. NCBI's taxonomy places the organism in Eukaryota, Viridiplantae, Streptophyta, Magnoliopsida, Zingiberales, Musaceae.
AAUUUAUUUAUAUUUUCCUUUAUUAAACUAAGUUACUAACAACCACCCCUGUUUGCUUUCCUCAUGCACAAAGAUAACCCCCCUUGCAUCGGGGCGUUAAAUUUUAGAGGUAGGGGUAUUUCGGUAAUAUAAUGUUAGAUGGAGCCGUUCUUUCCUUAACCCAAUUCCGUUCCCCCUCUUCUAAAUCUCUUCCUCUCCUGCAAACCGCUACAUUUCUGUCUCGUCCGCCUCUUCACGUCUUCCAGGCGCCGUACCUCUCGCUCUGUUCGGAGGACGAAAGAUUGAAGUAGAACCGCGUUUCUGUUGAAGGACGCCGCCAUCGAUGCGCCUCUCCGAGACCCCUAUGCCAUCUGUCGAACGAAUCGAAGCGAAGCUGCUCUGUGAAUCUCGUUCGGCGUCAGACAUGAUGAGGUUCGCUGCGAUCUCUGUCUGCAUCCCUCUGCUUCCGUGUUCGUCUGAUGGGUCCCAACUGGCAAGCUUCUUUGCUCUUGUUCUUCGGAGGCCUUGUUGCUUGGGACCGAUGUCAUCUUCUGCCUUUUGAUUGACUAGAUGUUCGGUCGGAGGCGGAUGCCAUGGAUGUGGGGGAGCGUUUCUCCAAAUGGGGGGUGGGGUUUUGCUUUCCAUGUAUAUUUUGUCGGACCUCCGAUGUCCUCUGCUGGUUCUUAGGGCGCUCUCAUAGCCCGUAGUGGGCUUUGCGGUCGAAAAAACCGCGAGGUUUUCAUUAUGGAUCGCCAAAUGUUCCACCUUUUCUUCCUCUUUUGCUUUUUUUUGCGCUGUUUGGAUGAGUCGGCCCAUCUCAUUGUAGAUUUUUGUGGUUUCUGAUCGAUGUAGCGCGGUUUUAGUGUUCUGGUUGUCUUUCGCAGAGAAAUGGCACGAGUUUGCUUCUUUCUUUGGAUUUGAGUUGGUUCCGUGCUUUUCACUUGUUGCGCUGCCUAGAAACUGCGAGCACCGUCAUCUGCUGCUUCAUGUCGCGCUGCUCUUCUCUUCUUAUAUUCAGUCAAGGAAAAAUCUUCAGUGUAACGUCUUAGUUUGUAAGAAGAUGUGCCUUGUAGAUUAGUCUUCGUUUUCCCCUGCUUCUGUUCUCAAUCGAGUUCGAAGGAUGUGUUGCAACUAUUUUCUCAAGGAAUCAAUCGACGCCUCCAUUGAUUUGAGCGAAAAAGAACCAACUCUUUUGCUUUCAACAGAUUUGCAAUCGACGGAUCUAUACUUGGUUUCCUUCUCCCUGUGGACGAUCGUCGUCUUCUUCUCAUGCUAUCUAUGGGAGUUGUACCAGAGAGUAAGCAGCCCGGAUGUCCUUCCCCUCGGCAAUGGAAAGAAGCACAGCUUGAGAACCUCCAAGGAAGACGACGCCGAUGAAGCUGGCAGAAUCGCAAACCAUUCCCCCUCGGAAGCCAAAUCCUCGAGGUCGAGAUCCGCCUCCAGGUCGGCCAACCCGUCACCGACGAGAGACCACCAUUUGCCGCACAUCUCCUACCAGGCGCAGUCUGACGCCGGACCGCUCCUCACUUCAGGCUCGUUAUUUCCAUUCACCUCCGCCGGACCAGCGACAGUUGAGAACCACCAACACAUCGACGGGGUAGGCCACGGCGGAGGCGGCGACGUUCUCCUCCGGUGGGGGCACAAGAAGCGGUCGCGGGGACCGAGAACGGAGGGCCGUGCAGCGGCAGCGGCGGCGGCGGCUAUGCCACCGCCCUGUGGGCCGUACUCCAAAGUGGGUUACCUCAGGCCGUCCACGCCCGUCCGUGCUGCAACGGCAUCUCUUGCCAACAGGCGGGCCGUGGAGGAGCGAUCGGGAGGUGCACCACGAUCCGAAAAGCGCUUGCCGCAAGACCCACCGGCGAAGGCGAAUCUGGAUGCGGAAGCCGGCGGCGCCGCCGCGACGGAGAAGCCGAGUCUGGACCGUUUCAUGUGGCCGCGGAUCUACGUCUCCCUCUCCAGGAAGGAGAAAGAGGACGACUUCUUGGCGAUGAAGGGGACGAAGCUUCCCCAGAGGCCCAAGAAACGGGCCAAGAACAUCGACAGGUCUCUCCAGUAUUGCUUUCCGGGGAUGUGGCUGUCGGACUUGACGAGGGGAAGGUAUGAAGUAAAGGAAAAGAUGCGUGUGAGAAAGAAGCAAAGGGGGUUGAAGGGAAUAAUGGAGAGCGAUUCCGAGUGAAGGCUGCGGGAAGCGGAACGAGCCGUGUUGAUCCGAAGAAAUGGAGGGCGGGGGCGCAAACAAGGAGGCAGGAGGAUGCGUCCGCCAUUGCCCGCUCGAAGUUGUGCUUCUUGUUCUCGUUUUUUUAGGUGUCUCCGGCUUUUUGGCUCUCGUGUUGUCCUUACUCCCUUUGCACAAUCUCAAGUGUUUUUGGUUUGGUUUCUUUCCGAGAGCGGGUGCAUGGGGGCCCCGCCGCCCAGGGGACGAUAGCCUCUCAUACAGCAUAGAUGAAUUCUUCAGGAGAUCCAAUAAGCCUCUCGAAUGCUUGAUUCCCCCCCAACCCAACUCACUGGCACAUCCUAACCGAUGAAGCAAGUUGCGCAACCAAAUGUGGCAUAGAUGGGUUUUUCGUGACGCCGCAAAUAAUUUUGGGAGAAGAUGGUUGUAAUUGGUAUUCGGAAUCAAACACACUAUUAUUGGUUUGA